AUGGACGCCAUCGCAUCGCUCGACUCGUUGAUAAAGGCAAUUUACUUGAUGUAUAAGAGCGAUCCUCAAUUCCUGAGUCAGAGCUUUGAAGCAUCCAAGGACUCGAACUAUAGCAAGAGCAUCUUUACACUUUUCGACGUUUUCUUUCGUUAUCUAUCGAAAGUGGAGCGAUUGAAAUGGACAGACAAACUACAAAAUGCUAAAAAGCAGAUAGAUAAUGCAGAUGAGAAUACCGAUUGGAAAUUGAUUAGAGAUGAUAUUAACAAGUUCAAACAUUGGGUCGCCAAGAUCCAUGAGACUGGAGGAAUACCUCAGUAUGAUUUGAAGAAUAUCACGAGCACAAUCGACUCCUGGGUCAUUUCUCUCGACGACAAGAAACGUUCCUUUAAUAAGAAGAAGUUUAGGUUCAGCUAUAAGCCAAGUCGCGAUAAUAGAUUGUCCUAUGUCGAGUCUUCACAGUCUUCGACUUUUGGCACGCCAACUAUUUAUGGGAAAGACGGAAUUAAGUGUGUUAUCGAAAAGACACAUCAGGGAGUGUUUCUUUCUGAGAUCAAGAAUUCGAUAAUAGUAAUUCCCGCAGAUAUGGUUGCCGGAGCUGUUACUAUGAAUAACUGCAGGGGCUCAUUAUUUGUGAUACAUUCCGAGUCGUUCCUAUACGCAGAAGAGCUGAGAAACUGUAUCAUAAUUGGAAGAGCUCACCAGAUGAGACUGCACAAAUCUAAAGGUGUUUACCUCGACAUUCAGAUCGAGAGCACAGUCAAUAAAAUCAUUAUUGAAGAAUCAACGUCCAUCAAAUUCGUUGACGGUCGCAAUGUCGAAAUAGAUGACUUUAGUGAGCCUUCGAAAAAGCCUGUCAAUUACACUAUGGUGGACAAGCUGGUGAACGAGGCGGCAGUUGCUGAAACUCAGCUCGAAUCGCUUUCGAGCCUACUCAAAUCCAUAAUAUAA
Messenger RNA from Ogataea haglerorum, 948 nucleotides. RefSeq lists its product as uncharacterized. The coding region runs from base 1 to 948 and encodes 315 amino acids. The transcript is spliced from 2 exons. Lineage: Eukaryota; Fungi; Ascomycota; Pichiomycetes; Pichiales; Pichiaceae. The record is from RefSeq and is a predicted model, not a curated record.